AUGGUGUUCGCUGAGCUCUUGGAGCGAGCUGGGGGCGUGGGCCUCUUCCAGGCCCUACAGGUCGUGACUCUCCUCCUCCCCUCCAUCUUCCUACCCUCCCAAUUACUUGUGGACAACUUCUCGGUCGCCACCCCGGGCCACCGCUGCUGGGUCCACAUGCUGGACAAUGGCUCUGAGGUCCCCACAAACCUCACUCCCAAGGCCCUCCUGGCCAUCUCCAUCCCACUGGGUCCCAACCAUGAGCCCCACCAGUGCCGCCGCUUCCGCCAUCCACAGUGGCAGCUCCUGGAGCCCAACACCACGGCCACCAACUGGAGUGAGGCUGCCACGGAGCCGUGUGUGGAUGGCUGGGUCUACGACCACAGCACCUUCACCUCCACCAUCGUGGCCGAGUGGGGCCUGGUGUGUGACAACCAGAGCCUGAAGCCCAAGGGCCAGGCCGUCUUCAUGGCCGGGAUCCUGCUGGGGUCCCUCACCUGGGGCUUCCUCUCCUACUGGUUUGGGCGGAAGCCAAUGCUGAGCUGGUGCUGCCUGCAGGUGGCCGUGGCCAACACCAGCACCAUCUUUGCCCCCAAUUUCCUGGCCUAUUGUGGCCUCCGAUUUUUGAGUGCUUUUGGAUUGGCCGGCAUCAUCCUGACCACGGCGACACUCUUGGUGGAGUGGACCACGACCUGCAGGAGGGAUUUCACCAUGACGAUGCUGGGAUGCAUCUAUAGCACAGGCCAGAUGGCCCUGGGCGGUCUGGCCUUCGCCCUGCGGGACUGGCGAGCCCUCCAGCUGGCUGUGUCGACACCUUUCUUUGCCGUCUUCUUGAUAUCCUGGUGGCUGCCAGAGUCUGCACGAUGGCUAAUUAUUACAGGAAAACCAGACCGAGCACUUCAGGAACUCAAAAAGGUGGCCAGGAUAAAUGGCCACAAGGAAGCCAAAAAGACACUAUCUAUGGAGGUGCUGAUGUCCAGCAUGAAGGAGGAGGUGGCCUCUGCAAGGGCGCACCAGUCGGUGCUGGAACUGUUCCGCGUGCCCACCCUCCGCCGGAGAAGCUGCUGUCUGUGCGUGACAAGCUUCGCCAUCAUGUUCUCUUACUAUGGGCUGGUCUUCGACCUGCAGAACCUGGGGAGUGACAUCUUCCUCCUCCAGGUCCUCUUCGGAGCCGUGGACUUCCUGGGCCGGGGCGCCAACACCUUUUUGCUACGGUUCUUUGGCCGCCGUGUGAUCCUGGCCAGCUUCCAGGCGAUGGCCGGGCUCUCCAUUCUGGCCAACAUACUGGUCCCACGAGACUUUCAGACUCUGCGUGUGGUCUUCGCUGUUCUAGCAAAGGGAUGUUAUGGUGUCAGCUUAACCUGCUUCGCUGUCUACAAACCUGAACUCUUUCCAACUUCACUGCGGAUGACAGCAGAUGGUUUCCUGAACUCAGUAGGUCGGCUAGGCGCUGUGACUGGACCCCUGAUCCGGAUAACCCGCCAGGUUCUGCCCCUGCUGCCCGCCUUCUCCUACGGUGUCAUCCCCAUCGCUUCCAGCCUCAUUCUCCUGUUUUUCGUCCCGGAGACCCGGGGACUUCCACUCCCUGACACCAUCCAGGACCUGGAGAAGCAGAGACCGGCAGUGGCCACGGGCAACCGACGAGAGGUGAUCAUUAUAGAAAGCACCUGGUUCUAGAAAUUCUGCCUGUGUGAAGCCCCAUUGACCAAAGAUCCCUAUGGAGGGAAUUGCCUCAUCUCCAGAGGGUGGAAGCCUUGAGGUUUUGGUACGGCAGGGGCCAGGCAGCCCUCUGCUACUCUCCCUACCCUGGUCAGACUCUCCACCCACCUCCGCCCAACAGGAGCCCACUAGGCUGCCCUCAGGUCCACUUCAUUAACAAGAUGGGUCCCCUCCAUUCCCUGCCAGUCUCACAUCUUCAUACCUUCUCUCAGCCCCCCAACCCCCACUUCACAGAACCUGGCUCUGUAGGUUUCUCACCUCUGAACUUCCAAAACAGAUCACAGGACAGACAAGGACAGGGUCCAGACAGACGUGGGUUCCAGUCUCUUCCCCACCACUUACAGAGUCCUCAUCUGUAAAAUGGGAAUGAUCGUGGGACCUACCUCCCAGGGUAGGUGACAGGGCUAAUGGGUCUUAGCACAGACCAGAGCCCCACAAGCAGAACUACUAACAGAGCUGCCAGAUAUGGGUGUCCAGGUCGUGCCCUGCCCCAAGGCACCAGCUAAGGAGGCA
This is a messenger RNA of Rhinolophus ferrumequinum (greater horseshoe bat), 2211 nucleotides long. RefSeq names its product solute carrier family 22 member 11 (gene SLC22A11). Gene Ontology annotation, molecular function: transmembrane transporter activity. NCBI's taxonomy places the organism in Eukaryota, Metazoa, Chordata, Mammalia, Chiroptera, Rhinolophidae. The record is from RefSeq and is a predicted model, not a curated record. Bases 1 to 1656 code for a protein of 551 amino acids. Gene Ontology annotation, cellular component: membrane. Gene Ontology annotation, biological process: transmembrane transport. The transcript has 10 exons.